Molecule: messenger RNA, 1035 nt
Organism: Rhinocladiella mackenziei CBS 650.93
Lineage: Eukaryota; Fungi; Ascomycota; Eurotiomycetes; Chaetothyriales; Herpotrichiellaceae
Exons: 2
Coding region: 1-1035 (344 amino acids)
Molecular function (GO): monooxygenase activity; iron ion binding; oxidoreductase activity, acting on paired donors, with incorporation or reduction of molecular oxygen
Source: RefSeq, a predicted model, not a curated record
AUGGCUGACUGUGUGCCAGAAUGGCGCGACUUUCCUGUCUGGUCGAAUGUGCUGCAACUGGUUGCUCGAGUCUCAGCAGUAACAUUCAUUGGGCCUGCGCUGUGCCACGAUAAAGAUUGGCUCGACUUGUCCGUCCACUACGCCGUCGAAGCUUUUGACUGCGUGCGUGCCUUGCGCCUGUGGCCAAAACUCACACAGCCUUUUGUCCACUGGUUUCUUCCCGAGUUCCGUCGACUCCGCGGACGACAUGGUCAAGCCCGUCGCAUCAUCGAAGGCGAAUGGAAGAGGCGUCAACUUCUUUCUGCCUCGGGGAAACACGAAGUGUACAACGACGGGAUGCAGUGGCUCCACGAAACGGCAAAGGAUCGUCCCUUCGACAGGACCGACUCACAACUCACCCUAGCAUUUGCUGCCAUUCAUACAACAUCAGACCUUAUCACCAAGGUUAUUUUCGAUAUUGCCGCUCACCCAGAGAUCCUUGAUCCGCUCCGAGAAGAAAUGGUUGCUGCACUUGCCGGUGGAUUCACAAAGUCGGCUCUGUAUAACAUGAAGCUCCUUGACAGCGUCUUGAAGGAGUCGCAAAGGCUUAGCCCAUCAUCAUACGCACCCUGCACGCGGAAAAUCGACAAAGAGUUCAAACUUUCGGACGGAACUGUGCUUCCCAAGGAUGCCCAACUUGCGUUUACCGCAAACCGCAACUUCGAUGCCAGUGUUUGGCCCAACCCUGACAACUUCAACCCCUACCGUUUCCUCGAGCUUCGCAAUAAACCCGGAAAAGAGAAUGCCUGGCAGUUUGUCACUGCCCAAGUCGAUCAACUGGGGUUCGGGACUGGCCAACACGCAUGUCCGGGCCGUUUCUUUGCCUCGAAUGAAGCGAAGAUCGCCCUGUGCCAUCUGCUGCUCAAGUACGAUAUCAAGCUAGCAGGUGCUGAGCGACCCAAGAACAUGACCAUCGGCGCUGAGAUUGUAGCUCCUGUUCUUGACUCGAUUCGUAUCAAAAGGAGGUACGAUCUCGAGGCUGCGUUACUCAAAUAA